Molecule: messenger RNA, 447 nt
Organism: Brassicogethes aeneus
Lineage: Eukaryota; Metazoa; Arthropoda; Insecta; Coleoptera; Nitidulidae
Source: the annotation of a GenBank genome assembly
AUGUGUUCCAUUCUAACAAAUACUGACUCGUAUCAGAUGUUUCACGAUCUAAAUAGAGAAGUUCCUAAUAGUUUAAUGCGCCUUACGCAGAAAGUACUAUUAAAAAUCAAGAAAGGUAACGUCGAGCAGACUGCUAAGCGACCACGUUCGUUCAAAUCACAGAUUGGGCUUUCUGUUGUUGUUUUUGAUGGUUAUGCUGACAGCACCAAAAACAUAAAAGGAGUGGAACAACGUCGACGAGCUGCAGUUGCUUCAACAUCCUCAUGCGCGGUACGGUUUAAUGAAGCGAUGGACGCGCCAAUUAGCCAAGAAAAGUUCAUUAGCAAUAUUUUCAAUAGGAAGCAAUGGAUCGAUAUGCUUACACAAUUAUUGGGGGAAGCCAACAUCGAGGUGAAGCAAGCUCGGGAUGAUGCUGACGUCCUCAUUGUUGAGACAGCUAUUGAAUGA